UUAAUUUCGAAGUUGAGUUUUCUUUAAGUGAAAAAAAUAUUCCCUAAUAUAUGAUAUGGUAGUGAAAUGAUAGUAGGUUAAAUUUACUGAAAAAGCAGUGAAAUUUCAAAUCCAAAAGUGAUCCCUCACCUCAGCAUCACCGAUUCAAGGAGCGAUCGGUAAGGCUGGCUGGGGGUUUCAGCAGCUGGAAAUUGGAAAACAACGUGCUCACAAUUAUUAUUAAAUCCUUUUCUUUUAUUUUAUGUUAUAGUUAGUGUCUAUUCCUCUGGAACCCAAUUGUCUCUUCUUCGCAUUAUCAACAGAAAAAUUAAAUAAAUAAAGAAAUCGUUGAAGAUCGUUCCUUUUUUUUGUUUGUUUGGAAGCGCUUUUGCAUUUGGUCCGAUACCAAAAAGGGUUGUCUUUGGCUUUGGGAAUUGGGGAAUCUUAAGGAUCUUGCUUCAUGUUAGUGUCUUUGAUUGUUCAUCUUAUCAAUUAGCUUGGGUUUCUUUCUUGGGGGGGGGGAUUUCUGUGGCAGGUAGCCUCUGCUGGAUUGAAAUAAUUUUCAGAUAACUAUGUGCGUUUCCAAACUUACUGCAGGAUUGGCUUCACCAGGGGGGAUUCUAUUUGACUAAUAACAUUCAUUAUUGUUGAUAGAUUUCUGGAAAAAAAAUUAGAGCAAUGCUGUUUAGAGUCAAGCAUCUGUUUCUCUCUUUGUUCUUCAUCUUUGUGUUACUUGAAUGCGCUACAGCAGAUGGUCAAAGCGAAAUUUCGAAAGGGAUAAGAUCUCCCCCCAAUAAUGUAGGCAACAAUGUUAUAGAUGGCACUGGUAUGGAGAAAGUCAUAAGUUUUAAGGAUGACAACAACUUAAUGAGUAACUGGAAGGGCAGUUACAGCAGAGUGUCUCUGUCCACAGUUGCCCUUUUGACAUUAGCAAUGGCUGCAGCAACUGGUUUAGGUGCAGUUCCAUUUUUCUUUGUGGAACUCGAUCCUCAGUGGGCUGGGAUAUGCAAUGGAAUGGCUGCUGGUGUCAUGUUGGCUGCAAGUUUUGAUCUCAUACAGGAAGGGCAAGAACAUGGUGCUGGAAGUUGGGUUGUUAUUGGGAUUUUGGCGGGUGGUGUUUUUAUUCUGCUUUGUAAGAAGUUUCUUGAACAAUAUGGGGAAGUAAGUAUGCUGGAUAUAAAAGGAGCAGAUGCAACUAAAGUCGUUCUUGUUAUUGGAAUCAUGACACUGCAUUCAUUUGGAGAGGGCUCUGGUGUUGGAGUUUCCUUUGCCGGCUCUAAAGGUUUUACUCAAGGCCUUUUGGUAACUUUGGCCAUAGCUGUACAUAACAUACCGGAGGGAUUGGCUGUGAGCACAGUUCUUGCAUCAAGGGGUGUUUCUCCACAGAAUGCAAUGCUAUGGAGCAUUAUUACAUCCUUGCCGCAGCCAAUUGUUGCAGUUCCUUCUUUUAUGUGCGCCGAUGCAUUUAAUAAAUUCCUGCCCUUUUGUACUGGUUUUGCUGCUGGAUGUAUGAUCUGGAUGGUUGUUGCUGAGGUUCUCCCUGAUGCAUUUAAGGAAGCUUCGCCAACUCCAGUGGCAUCAGCUGCUACGCUUUCAGUAGCAUUUAUGGAAGCUCUAAGCACUCUGUUCCAGAACUUUACUCAUGACUACAAUUCUGAGGAUGCUUCUGGCUUCUUUGUUUCAUUGCUUUUUGGCCUUGGACCUUUACUGGGUGGCCUUGUGCUUGUUGCAUUUGCUCUUGCUUUCCAUCUUCAGCAUGCCCUUCUCAUGGGUACUGCAUCUGGCAUUGCCUUCAUCCUUGGUGCCUGGCGACCACUGCAACUACUAUUGUCUUCCAAAAUGGGAUUCUUACCACUUAUGUUGCUACUAACUGUAGGAGCUGCAUUUGUCCAUGUUUCAAGCUCUUCUAUUUUGUUGCUUGUUUGUAACAAAAGAAGUUCUUCCAAUGACCUUCCAACAGUGACAAGAUUUCCGGUGAGUGUUCUCACUCUCCAGUCAUUUUUAGCGUGUGGAGCUGUGGCUUUUCAUGCUCUGGCUGAAGGGCUUGCACUAGGAGUGGCUGCACCAAAAGCUUAUGGACUUGGCCGGCACAUGGUCCUUCCUGUAUCCCUUCACGGGCUUCCACGUGGUGCAGCAGUGGCCAGCUGCAUCUUUGGAGCUACUGGCAGUUGGUAUGGCUCUCUUGCAGCAGCUGCUCUAAUUGGCUUCAUAGGCCCGAUAUCUGCAAUUGGAGCAAUAUUGGCAGGAAUUGACUACAGUGGUCUUGACCAUGUGAUGGUUUUGGCCUGUGGAGGAUUGAUCCCAUGCUUUGUUAGAAUAGUUCAAAGAGCAGUAAGGUUAGAUAUCCGAAAAAGCAGCUGCGGUCUUGCUGUUGGAGUCGGUUUUGCUACUCUUUGUUUAGCAUGCACCAAGUUGGUUUGCUUGCAUACACCUUAUUGCAAUUCUGCUCCGGAGGCUGUCAGAUAAGAUCAUGGUGCUUUGAGUAUGGCCUUUGCAUUAGUUUUUACGGGUCGGUUUAGCUCCACAGUCAUGAAGGGAAGGACUCAAUAGGAUUUAUAGUUCAGCAUGAGAGGAUGGGGGGUUUCAUUCUAUUGUAUGCUUUAGUUUUAAUCAUUCUAACAGACAAGGGGAUCCCAAGGCAUUGCUCGUUUGGAUUUUCAUUUGAGAGCCCUUGGCUCUAAGAUUUUAAGAAUGUUUAUAUUGAUUGACAGACAGACAGAGAAAGUGUUCAUAGAUUCUCCCACUGGUGAAUACAAAAAAGUUCCCCUUUCUUUUUGUUCUUUCUUAA
Messenger RNA from Gossypium arboreum, 2767 nucleotides. RefSeq names its product putative zinc transporter At3g08650. Gene Ontology annotation, biological process: zinc ion transmembrane transport. Bases 658 to 2445 code for a protein of 595 amino acids. The transcript is spliced from 7 exons. Gene Ontology annotation, cellular component: membrane. NCBI's taxonomy places the organism in Eukaryota, Viridiplantae, Streptophyta, Magnoliopsida, Malvales, Malvaceae. The record is from RefSeq and is a predicted model, not a curated record. Gene Ontology annotation, molecular function: zinc ion transmembrane transporter activity.